This is a messenger RNA of Hemicordylus capensis (graceful crag lizard), 3067 nucleotides long. RefSeq names its product solute carrier family 26 member 10-like. Gene Ontology annotation, biological process: transmembrane transport. The coding region runs from base 139 to 2184 and encodes 681 amino acids. The record is from RefSeq and is a predicted model, not a curated record. The transcript has 18 exons. Gene Ontology annotation, molecular function: chloride transmembrane transporter activity; sulfate transmembrane transporter activity; bicarbonate transmembrane transporter activity. Gene Ontology annotation, cellular component: membrane. NCBI's taxonomy places the organism in Eukaryota, Metazoa, Chordata, Lepidosauria, Squamata, Cordylidae.
CUUCCUGCCCAGACCCCAUUCUGCUUCCCUGAGGGAGGAGAAUCCCUGCUCCCUAAGCCUUGCGAUUGGCCAGGAAAGCUGAGCCCAGCUGGGGAUAAAAGGUGACAGUGUGCAUCCUGCCCGCCUGCAGCCAUCAGUAUGAGCAGCUUGGCCUUGUACCGGGGCAUCUACACCGAGGAGCGCUUCCAGCAGGUCUAUGGGACACCGCUGGAGCCAGGAAGCAGUCUGGCAGGGAUGCUGAGGAGCAGGCUGGCCCGUGGCUGCCGGUGCUCCAGAGCUGCUGCCUUGCACUUCCUUCGAGGCAGGCUUCCCAUUGCAAGCUGGCUGCCAAGGUAUCAACCCAAGAAGUGGCUUCUGGGGGAUGUGGUAGCAGGGCUAACUGUGGGCAUUGUGCACAUCCCGCAAGGGAUGGCCUUUGCUCUGCUCACCUCAGUGGCACCGGUCUACGGCCUCUACACUUCAUUCUUCCCUGCCCUACUGUACAUGCUCUUUGGCACUGGGCGCCAUGUGUCCACAGGCACCUUUGCUGUGGUCAGCCUGAUGACAGGCUCUGUUGUGGAGCAUUUGGUUCCUAUGCCUCAGCAGUCCAAUGACACAGAUCCUGAUAAGAUGGCCUUGCUCGAGGGACAGCGCAUUGGAGUGGCUGCUGCCAUGGCUUUCCUCAUGGGGCUCCUUAUGAUAGCGAUGUUUACACUUCACCUGGGCUUCCUCUCCACCUAUCUCUCAGAGCCUGUCAUCAAGGCCUUUACUAGUGGUGCUGCCUUGCAUGUGGUGGUGUCACAGCUCCAGAGCUUACUGGGUCUACCCCUUCAACGUCCUGAUGGCUGCUUCGCCAUCUUCAAGACGGUGGCCUCUGUGGUGGAAGCCUUGCCUUUAACCAAUGUGGCCGAAUUGCUGAUCUCAGGCCUCUGCUUGGCGGUGUUGGUACCCAUCAAGGAGAUCAAUAACCGCUUCCGUAGCCGGAUGAGGGUUCCCAUCCCAGGAGAGAUCAUCAUGGUACUGCUGGCCACUGGUAUCUGCUUUGCUUCCUCCCUCAGCACUCACUACAACGUGCAGAUUGUUGGACACCUCCCAGCAGGGUUCCCACAGCCCCAGCUCCCAGCCCUGCAUCUGCUGCCCCAAGUGCUGGGGGACACGGUGGCCCUCACAUUCGUGGCCUACGCCAUCUCAGUGUCACUGGCCAUGAUCUACGCUGAGAAGCACCACUAUGUCAUUGACCCCAACCAGGAACUACUGGCCCAUGGCCUCUCAAACCUGGUUUCUUCCCUGUUUACCUGUUUCCCCAAUUCAGCCACACUGGCUACAACCAACAUCUUGGAGAGUGCUGGUGGACACACACAGCUCUCUGGCCUCUUCACUAGUGCUGUGGUCCUUAUUGUGCUGAUGUGGAUCGGACCGCUCUUCUACUAUUUGCCCAAGGCUGUUCUAGCUUGUAUCAAUGUCACCAGCCUUCGCCAGAUGUUUCUGCAAUUCCAGGAUUUGCCUGAGCUGUGGAGGAUCAGCCACAUUGACUUCGCUGUGUGGGUGGUGACGUGGCUCUCCGUGGUUGUGCUCAGUGUAGACCUGGGCUUGGCAGUGGGAGUUGUGUUCUCCAUGGUGACUGUUGUUUGUCGGACACAGAGGGCCGAGUGUUCAGUGCUGGGCAGGGCAGCUGAUACGGAGAUCUACAAACCUGUCAAGUCCAAUAGCAAGUGCUUUGAGAUCCCAGGCGUGAAGAUUUUGAGUUACCAGGCCCCCAUCUAUUAUGGGAACCGCAGCUUCUUCCGUGACACGCUGAGCCAACUUGUGGGGCUGGACCGGGACUGGGAGCAGCAUGAGGACCAAGGUCUAGAGAGCAGCAUCAAGAUGAACAUCAGCACUGUGGGGAGCACCAUUUCCAUUCUGGAGAAGAAGCCUGACUCAGGUACAGCAUUACAGGCGGUGAUUCUUGACUGCAGUGCCGUAGCCUUUGUUGACUCAGCUGGGGCACGUCUCCUUAUACAGGUGUGUGUGGAAUGCCAGAAAGCAGGUGUGCGGAUGCAUUUAGCUGCCUGCAACGCCAAGGUUCUGCAGACCCUGAGCUUCUGCGGCCUUAUGCAUAACCUAAACCCACAACAGAUUUUUGUCACCGUUCAUGAUGCUGUUUCCUAUCUCCAGCAGACCACGGAAAGUGGGGAGCAGAAAGACCCAACCAUUUGGGUAUGACCAUCUCUUGCCUGCCAAGAGCCAAGGACUGUAUUGAGCAACCCACACGUACCAGGACAAGGACUGUUGGAGAUGACAGACAUGCUAAAGGCACCUGGCUGCCUCCGAGACCAGCAAGACUUUGCCUGCCGCUAGAGAGUGCGGGCUUGGAAGAAACAGACACAUGGUGGUAAAGAGGCAGCAGGGACAGCCGGGUCUUCAGGCCCAGCAGCUCUUCACUUGCCCAGACAUGUGUGACUAGUUGUAGGCUGGACUAGUCCAAUACUAUAGAAUUGGGGGGAUGGUUUGUAUUGUGCUCCCUCCUCUCCUGGCUCCACCUCCUGUCCCUCUGGCCUGCAGGAAGGAUAAAUCCACAUGGCAAUUCUAAGCCAUGUCUCAUAACUCAUAGAAAAGUCCCUGUUCUUCCCGUGCUGGUGCAUGUGCCUCUUUUUUGCAGCAUUCAGCACAAGGCACUAGCCUUGUCAUUGCCAUAUUAAGCCUACAGGUAGGCAGCAGUUUAGACUGAUGCCUACUUGAAGCCAUGGUGGACUUACAGCUGCUGAGGCGGGUGGGGGCAGUAUAAAUGCCACCAUUAUUUUUUGGUAAAACUAGGAGCCACAUACCAGAUUGCCACCCCAAGCCCUCACCAAACUUCACCAUACAAGGGAUCUUUCACUUAUGCCAACAGAACAACCCAUUUCUGUCUCCUCUUAAAGAAGAUUGUGUGUGGGCGGGGUUUUGGUUUGUUUGUUUUUUUACUAGUCCUGCUUCAGUGCCAUUCACAGUAGCCCAACAAGCAGCAGUUUAGCAGGUGAUGCUUUUCCUCACAUGAAAAUGCAAUGAUGGGGGGAACUUCACCACCUCUGUUUCUAAGUGUACAGGAGCAGUAAAAACACAAAACCAA